Molecule: messenger RNA, 12694 nt
Organism: Vespula vulgaris
Lineage: Eukaryota; Metazoa; Arthropoda; Insecta; Hymenoptera; Vespidae
Gene: Rbcn-3A
Product: dmX-like protein 2
Exons: 41
Coding region: 364-10581 (3405 amino acids)
Biological process (GO): vacuolar acidification
Cellular component (GO): RAVE complex
Molecular function (GO): protein binding
Source: RefSeq, a predicted model, not a curated record
AACUCUGUUGUAAUAUCGUUUAUAUCUAUACGCUUGAUAUAACUCAAUAAAGGAAGAGACCUAAACUGAUAAUAAGUAUUUGCGCAGAAGUUUCAUGUUACAAUGUUAUGAAGGAGUUGCAUCUAGAGAUUAUUCUUUUUUAUGACUAGAUUCAUUUGAGGAAGAAAGGGAGAAAUAUAGUGAUAGAUAUUCAUUUAAAGAUGGCCGCACCUUCGCGGCUGGAUUACUGUGUCACGUCAAUUUUACGUGUCCCUUCGGGAUUGCGAGAGGAGGAGUUGGUAGCUGAUUAAUUCGUGCGUGAUACUUAUAUUGGUUAGAAAUUAAAUUCGUGAUUAAAAAUGAUCUGAUUGUAGCGAUCAUAAAAUGAAUUGUCAUCAAAUAUUAAGCGGGGCCUGCAAUGCAGGCGACCGCUGCUACGCUGUCGGUUCUGUCGAGGGUAUAUCUUUCACGGCAUACGCCGCUGGCUGCAACAUUGUCAUUUUGGCUAACAAUUUUGAGCGUGUUCAAAUUAUACCAGGAGCUGUACACAACUAUAUUAGGAUUAGCUGUUUGGAUUGUAGUACAGAUACGGGAAAAAUUGCUGCAGCUUACGAAAAUCAAGUCUGCAUAUUUGAGCCAACGCCAUUGAUACAUAGUACUUGUUCACAUCAAUUGGAAUAUCGUUGGGUUCAAACAGGAAGUUUACAAACAGAGUCUAAUAUCACUUCUUUGUCAUGGAACUUAGAAGGAACAAGGUUAUUAACAGGUGGCGAGCUUUUACAAUUAUGGCAUCAAAAUAUUAUGCCAUUUCAAGAAGAGCAUACUACAAAGGCAAAAGCGUUACAAUCAGAAGAAAAUACUAUGAGUGGAAAUGAUCAAAAUGUUACCACACACUCUUCCCAAGAUCCUGGAGCAGUGACAUUUUCUAUCGGAGGUGAAGCUGAAAGUCCAGGACCUGGGGAUUCCAAUAAUGCUAAUGAUCCAGGUGCAUGGAAUUGUGUAUGGAAAUGUCGUACAGCUACACCAGUACAUCUUAUGAGAUUUAGUCCAGAUGGAACUUUAUUUGCAACAACUGGGAUGAAUGACAGAUUAGUCAAAAUUUGGUUUGAAAAUAAACAAAUUUUUCCAUUGCGAAGUGUAGAUCAAUCAAAUUUUUCUCAAUCAUUAUCGAGUGAUAGUUACAGCUUCGUAUAUGUAGCACAUCCACGUGCUGUAACUCACUUAUCAUGGAGAAAAACAAGUAAAUAUAUGCCCAAAGGCUCAGUAUCUAACAUGUUGGUAACUUCAUGUCGGGAUAAUAUUUGUCGAGUGUGGACAGAAACCAUACCACCUGAAAUAGAAGGUUUGGCUAAUAUGAGUCAAUUCGAAGGUUCGGACAGACAUGGGCAUCAUGGAAAACAUCGCCAUCAUAAUAUGCAUAAACAUAGAUUUAUGCAACGACUAAAACAUAUGAAAACAUGUUUUCAUAUUCGUCGCCAUGCUAAACAACAACAUCAAGCAGGCCAUGCGGCACCUACUUUGCCAACUUUACCUUCAACGUAUUCUGUGCAUGACUUUCAUAAUAAUUAUCAAAGUUCUGGCCAUUAUCCAGGCAUGCACUUCCACUUAGCAGCAAGCAUUAAUGCAGAGACUGAUAUUCCAUUAGUACCAAGUUUGAUAACUGGAGAUCCUGAAAGAGAACCAAAUUUUAUUUUGCAUUGGCUUAAUAACAAAGAAAUGCAUUUUACCAUGCAAGCUGAAAGUAUUUUACAAGAGCUUACACGUAAGGUUGUAGAAAAGGAAGAGGGAUUGCAACAACAAGAAGUUGAUCACAUAGAUCAUGAUUCAGAGGAUGAAUAUACAUUAAGAAGCAUCUUAUCCUGUUAUGAUAUACUCCAUGCAGAAAAAGGAAAUCGAUCGCAAAGUGCACAGAAACAAGGUGUUGGUGGACGAUCCGCAAGUCAAGAAGAUCACAGCAGUGAUGAACAUCAUACUACACAUACUACUUCCUCUCAUCAUAGCUUGGCUCAUAGUGCACAUUCUCAUCAAAGUCUUAGCAAUACUACAUCUAUAAAUUCUAUUGCAACAGAUGCAACAUCUUCAAUGAAUCAUGCACCAGAUUCGUUAGAUACAAAAAUAGAAACAUUAUUAAGAGACUGGCAUCAUAAUCCAGAUUUGCUUUUCUCAAUUCAUCCUAUAGAUGGAAGCUUUUUGAUAUGGCAUAUUGAAUGGUUAGAUGAAUAUCAUCCUGGUUCGUUUAGACAAGCACAAAUUUCAUUUUCUACACGAAUACCAAAUGCAUUUCCUCUUGGUGAUGCAUCUACUAUGAGCCACAAUGUAUCCAUGUAUUCUCAUAAUACUGGAGGACCGUUACUCAACAUUCGAGAAGUUGCAAAAUCUUCAACUAAACCUACAGAUCAAUUUUUUAAAGCUGCUGAAGUAACAACACCAUUACCAAGCCUUAUUGAACAAGAUGAAGAGCAAUCAACAUUAACUUCAAGAGCAGGACAAGAAUUACUGACUACUGUACAACAUGCUGAUCAAGGUCAAAAUAAAACAACGUCCACAGGUGUUAAUAAUGCAGAGACUGGAAAGAAUCAAGAAACUGUUAAUGAUUUAUUAACUCAUCCUAGCCCAAUGGUAUCAAUGGUAUCAAAGCAUUCUAAUGGAACAUUAAAUCUGUGGCAACUUACAUUUGCUGAUAAGACGAAGUUCUCUCAAGUCCUAAGUAUAGGCCAUGCAUGUAGAGCUUCUGGACAUCGUUUUCGAGUAAAUGACAUUACUUGUCAUCCUGUUCUUCCAUUAUUGGUAACAACUUCGCAUCAUAAUAUACCUGAGUUUUCUAAUACUUGUUCUCAAAAUUCAGAUACUACAGAACAUGUAGAUCAUAAGCAGGAUGAGAAUAAAUCAAAAGAUAUGCCAUCGGCUGUAUGCAUAAAUGGCUUCUGCAGUGAAUUAAUUCUUUGGAGAGUAGAUGCUGUUGGACCUUUAUCUAAAAGUGGCGGAGUUUCUGAAUUAGCACGAAUUAAUUCUCCAGAAAUUUCUGCAUUUAGUAAUGUUGCCUGGAUUCCAACAUUAUUACCAAGCACAACAUUAGGCAAUUUAUCUAAUUCUCCUAGUGCUUGUUUCGUUGCUAGUGAUGGAGAAUGUCUUAGAGUUUAUCAAGCUGUUAUUGAUGCUAGAACUUUGUUAGCAGAAGUAUCUAUCAGUGAAAGAAGGAGCAGAAUGAUGGAUUCAAUGGCCAGUCUUUCCACGGAUAUUUCAUCUGAUGAUGGUAUUAGACAUUCUAUACACGAUAGAAUAAAAAUAGUCUCUCAACAAUCAACAGCUAGACCAGGAUGUAUAAUACAAUUAGACGCUAUCGAUGAUGCUACUCAUGAUUGGCAAAACACUCAGUUCCUUCAUGUAUUCCAAGAACAAUUAAUUACUGGCGAAAGAAGUGAUGAAAAACAAUGUGGAGUAGAUACAUCAAGUAAUGAUUUAGGUCUUAUGGAAUCGACAUUAGAUGCUAUGGUGGAUCUUCAACAAUCCGCAAUUUUUGAAGAACCAUUUUACAUCGUGGUAUUAGAAAGAACUCAACAAGGAACAACAGUACAUAUGUGGCGUUUAGUUAUUGCAUCACAACCUGAGACAACAGGAUUAUCAGGAUCAAUGAUGUAUGUCCCAGAUUCUCAUUUAGUCCAAGAUGAAGAUGAGGAAGGUACACCUGGACGAUCUAGUCAUCAAGAAGGUAGAAGAUCCCGUAGACCAAGUCAAAAUGGAUAUAGAAGUAGACGUGAAAGUCAAGCUGAAUAUGAUACAGCAUUCCUUCAUCACCGACAUAAUAGCCACGUUCUUAUAACAACUACCAAAGUUUGCACUCAAGAAUUACCAUUACCAGAUGGAGUGGAGGUAAUACAUGCAGCUCCAGCAGCAGGCCACUUAAGUAGUUCAUCUAUUUAUCCUGCUUGUUUUGCACCAUACAUAAUUGUAACAGCGUGCAGUGAUAGUACCAUACGCUUUUGGAAAUGUAAAGUUACAAAAACUAUACCAGACAAACUUGAUUAUGAAUGGUGUGAAUGGGAGAUGGUCAGGAAAGAUCAAGAAUCUACAAUUGAUAUUACUGGUCAACCGUUAAAUAUUAGUGCAGCUUAUAGUGGUCGUAUUGCUUGUGCUUAUAAAUAUGGCAAAUCAUUUACACGUCCUACAAAAAGCGAUCCUGACUCAAGAUAUGUAAACCUUUGUGUUGCAAUAUAUGAAUGUGAAAGUACAGGUGGCAGUGAAUGGAUUCUAGAGGACACGAUUCAUUUGAAGAAUAUUCAUUUGCCUCGAAUUCCAGUAGAUCAACAUUUAGAUCUUAGCUAUUUGUAUGAUAGUAGAUUUUUACAGAAAAAACAAAGGCUUACGCAAGUUUUACAGACUCUCAGUCACGAAGAUAUAAGAUCACCAAGGAACGGCGAGAAUGGAGAAAGCACGAAAUCUAACGCUGGUUUGCUAGCAGUUCCUUCAUUCAGUACUCUUCAAUCUUUACGAAAAUCAAUCAUAGAAAAUGGUAACACGUGUCCGCUGACACAAAAACACUUAGUUCAAUUGGAUUGGGUAUCCAAAGAAGAUGGUUCACAUAUAUUAACAGUUGGUGUUGGAUCAAAAAUUAUGUUGUUCACUCCAGUCUGCUCUGACCUUGCCCAAGCAAAUAUGAAAGCAAUGAAGGAAUCUCAAAGCAGUAAUAGACCAAUACUAAGAAAAACUUCAUCACUAGCACAACCACAAUUUGUAGAUGAAAUUCGAUGGAUGAAAUUAAGAAAGAUCGAAUUAACUACAGCCGAUGGAUUGCCACCUUUACCUAUGCAAAUAUCAUGGGUGAGAGAUGGUAUCUUAGUUGUUGGUAUGGAUUCAGAGAUGCACGUUUAUUCACAAUGGAAACCAAGUCCAAAGAAAGAUUGUUUCCAUUCAAAUCUACAACAUCAGGAAUCAGAUGAAUUUCAAGCAAGUAGAAAUCUAAGAGACGAAGAUUUGAGAACUUUAGCUCAAGAAACGUCGCAACGAAGAUUGGCUAAUGUAUCAUCUAUGCCACAUUUAUCGCGCGUUAGUAGUAUUAAUCUAACGAUGCUCGAUGCUAAGAAAAAACGUGGGAUACAAAAUGAGAAUGUUAGUUUCGAUUACAUGCCUGAUUAUGGUCUUUUUGAAGCAUCAAGGAUAGCUUGUCCUGUGCUACCGCAAUAUCAUCCGAAACAGUUAAUGGAAUUGUUAAAUUCUGGGAAAAUUCGAUGGGUUAAAGCUAUUCUAUCGCAUUUAGUUAGAUGUAUAGGAAGUUCUUGUUCUUUGAGAGUUGAUGAUGAAAACGUGGUUAAACAAAGAGGUGGAUGGUCUAGAUCAAGGACCAUGUCAGUCAGUUACGUUGGUACAACUUCACCACUCGAACCGAGAGGUUCAACGACUCAAAUACCAGAAGAACUUACUUUAGAUUAUGCUGAAAUCACUUCUAUAUCACCGUUACCACUUUGGACUCUCUUAAUUGCAGAUAAAGAAACAAAUGCUGUGCAACAAAACGAAGAUAAACAGGAUUAUAAUGAAUUAUUUGAUAGUACUUUGGAAGAAGGUGAUUCGUUAGACGAUAUGUUAGAUGAAGAUUAUGAUUGUUCGCAUCAAAAGGACAGACGAGCUUCGGUACCAGAAAGACAAGGAAUAUCUCAUUUUGGUCCCAGACAGGGUAGAAUGUUGUCGCGUCUUUUAACUCAUACUCAUUUACCUGGUCUAUCUAGUCUUGACCAAAUGCAUCUUCUUGCAUUAGCUGAUACCGUGUCAACGUGUAAUGUUGAUUUUGCAGAACGUUUUGCAAUAGAUGCAGCUAAGAAUGCAAUUGCAAAAGAAAAUUUAACAGGUAUACCUGAUGGUGAAGCAGUUUCUAUGGAUUCAUUGGAUGACUGUGGACUCAGAUUCCUCUUGGCUAUGAAACAUUAUAAUUAUUUAAUACGUUGUCUUCCAUUGGCACAAAGAGCACAAUUCCAAAAGCAAGGUAUUUCAUCUAACAACCUUGUAUGGGCUUUUCAUUCCGAGUCCGAAGAAGAAUUACUAGGAUUAAUUCCAUCAUAUGCAAAGGGACAACCCAAAUGGUCUGUAUUAAAAGAACUUGGUGUUGGUUGGUGGAUUAGAAGUAAUAUUGUAUUAAAACGAUGUAUCGAUAAGAUCGCUAAAGCGGCAUUUCAACAACAUCAAGAUCCUUUGGAUGCUGCUAUUUAUUAUUUAGCUAUGAAGAAAAAGAAUUUAGUAUGGGGAUUGUUUAGAAAUAAAAAAGAUGACAGAAUGACCUCCUUCUUUGCAAAUAACUUUACAGAAAACAGAUGGAGAAAAGCAGCUUUGAAAAAUGCAUUUGCUCUACUUGGAAAACAAAGAUUCGAACAUGCUGCAGCAUUCUUUUUAUUAGCAGGCGCGUUGAAAGAUGCCAUUGAUGUAUGCCUGGACAAAUUAAAUGAUAUACAACUUGCAAUGGUUAUUGCAAGACUUUACGAAGAUGACACGACAUCUCCACAUAUGAGAAGAUUGCUUUAUGAGGAAAUUUUAGGGUGCGAUAAAGACGGUCAAAAUCAAGAUAUGAAUAAAUGUCAUCCUGAUCCUUUUCUACGAAGUAUGGCACUUUGGAUACUUAAAGAUCAUUCAGGAUCUCUCAAUACUUUGCUUUUGACUAAUGUUGGUAGCAUGCAUCCACAAUAUAAUGAUGAGUCUGAUAAACCUGAAGGUGCUACAGCAAAUCCAAAUGUCUUCAAUUUUUACGUUUAUUUACGUACACAUCCAUUAUUAAUUAGACAGUAUAUUGCUUCUACUGCACAAGAUAAAAAGAAGGGUCAUUCUGUUGUUAUAUCAGGAUUUAGUUAUGGUACAGAGGUGAAAACCCAACCAGAUAAACAUCUAACGUUGGAAGACAGUAUUACACCCUUAGAAAGACAAUUAUAUUUCACUACUGCUCAUGCUCAUUUUAAAGCAGGCUGUCCCGCUCUUGCUCUUGAAGUUUUGUCUAAACUACCUAGUAAAGUUAUGGACACAAAUUGUGAAAAUUCACCAAGUCUCUUGAAUAGUCCAACCAAAUCCAGGACACAGGAUGUACAAAUCGACACAGGGAUUAUCGUUUGGGGAGGAGAAACUAAACCAACUUCUGAUACUCAAGAAUCGGCUGCUUCUAUUGAUUGGGGAGUUACCAAUUGGUCGCAACCUAUUGUGCGACAAACUGAAGAAUUAGUGUUGAACUGGGAUGAUGAUAAUGCCGAUAACGAAGAUGGCGAUAGUCCUCCAUUAAGCAUGAAAAUGGAUGGAAAUCAAAAUGGCACUGUUAAUAAAUUAGACAAAGAAGAAGAACUAGCAAAACCUUCUGGGCAGUUAGACAUUAUGGCACAACAAUUAAAAUUUGUCGCUUGUUUAAAAAUUCUCAUGGAAGAAUUAUCGACAUUAGCUACUGGCUUUGAAGUAGACGGAGGACAACUUAGGUAUCAAUUGUAUGUGUGGCUGGAACGAGAAGUAGACGCUUUGAGACAACUUUGUAAUUAUAGUGUCAACACAGAUGGAGAUGCGAACAAUACUUCAGAAUAUGAAGGUGGAAUGGUAGAUGAUGUACCUCCAUGUAGAGCUGGAGAACAACCAACACUGCAUGAAAUAUUAGUUGCAGAAAAAUUAGAUUUUGAAGCUAAAGUACAAAGAGCUGCUAAAAGGAAGAAAUGGUUGAAAGCUAAUGAAACGUUGUUAAGAACAUUAUUAUCAUAUUGUUCUCUUCACGGAGCAUCUGGUGGGGGUUUAGCAUCCGUGAGAAUGGAAUUAGUACUUCUUUUACAAGAAUUACAACAGGAGAAAACUCAACAACAAUUACUUAGUCCACUUCCUUUCCCGACAACUCUUCCUUUAUUAAGUGCGAGCGUUGCUUGUAAUAAAACAGUAGUUGCUGAUCCUGUUAGACAUUUACAGUCUUUAGCACAUGAUAUGUUACAAACAUUAGUAGAAUUACGAAAUCCUCCGAUGCCUAAUAGAAAUACAUAUUGCCGUGAAGUGUUUAUAAUGAGAGAUUUAGCAGUUGCACUUAGUGCUUGUAUUUAUCAAUCUUUAUGCGAUUCCGAUACUUUUGUUAUGAAACAUCAUCAACCAGAUAGCUUCCCGGUAGUGGCAGAAAUAGAAACAUUUUCUGGUGGCCAUUUAGUUGCUUCAAAUCGUUAUCAUCGACGAUAUUCAACGGACGAUGGAGUAUGCAUAACUACCUCACCCUCUAAGUGGCCCGGUGUUACAAAUUUACGUGCUUUAUUGGCACGCGAAAAAGAUGAAGAUACACCAAAAUUAAACAUUCUCCUUUGUGAAACUUUUGUAGCAACGUAUAUGAGUUUAUUCGUUUAUGCCUUAUCAAGCUGUGAUAGCCAUAUCUUAUAUAGACUUGUUGGCCAAUGUUUUGACAAUAGCACUUGGUCUUGCCUUUUUGGAGGUGGUGUCAAAAAACUAUUGCGAGUAGCAAGUACGAGUAGUCAGAGUGCUAAUACAAACGCUAUAGAGAAAGCAGAGAUUUCGAAUGAAAAUCAAAGUACUACUAGUGCUAUGUGGAAUACUAUGACAUCGCUUACUAAACAACGUAUGAAAUUAAAUAUGAAAUUGUUAGGACAAUUCACUGGACAACAACCAAAUAUGAAGGAAGACAAACCGACUUACAGAGAACAAUUUGUUUCACCUCAGAUGAGCAUGGUUUCGUAUUUCCUAAUGAAGCCACGUAUAGAGAGUGAAUAUGCGGAUGAAAUAGAUUAUGAUUCGUCAGAUUCCGCUGUAUCGGAUUUAGAUUCUUCCGAAGAUGAGGAAGACGUGUUUGAUACGAAUUCGAAGCCAAAGAAUAAACCAAAGGACAACAUAGAACAUUCUAAUCCAAACUCUCACAGCUGGUGCAUCAUAAGAUUAGCGAUUGUCAAAAUAUUACAAAAACAAUUGCAAGAUUUCUUAAACGUUGCAGGCAUAGAAAUGCAAGAAUUACCAGUGAGUAGUCCAUUAAUUCACGGCACGUUAGGUAUCGUAGCACAAUGGCAGGAAACUUUAAGAGAGGAAUUAGAAUCAAAAGGACCCGCGCCUAUAAAUUAUAUACCCGGUUGUACACCAGAUCCAGCACCCACACCUGGAAAGCCAGCUAUUCAUAAGUAUCGUGCAUUACUAGAGAAAGGAAACACGCCAUUUAAUACCCGCAUGGCAUCCGCAGCUCCUGCAAAUCGUUUAUGGUGCUAUUUAGUUAGACAAGAAUUGGUUCAAGAUAUAUUUAUAAGAGCAGUCUUUGGAAAAAGGAGAUCGUUAUCAUCUAUUCUUGAUAGCAAUCAAACAGCUGUAGAUAAUUUAAAUCGAGGCGAGGAUAAAGGAAGUGACAGUGGUACAACAAGUGUAGCUGAACCUGUCAGAAUUAUUCACAAGGAACAAGAUAGUAUUAGUGCAUUCUGCCUAAAUCAGGUAAAUGGAGGAUUAAUGGCUUUAGCCACUCCUCGUGAAGUUCAGGAAAUGAAUAUAUCAUUACUCUUGGAACUUCCAUCAUGGCUAGAAGAUGAAUGUGAAUUCGAUAUAAUUAAUUUAAAUAAACAACAGGAUGCAGAACCUGUGCAACCAACUAGCUUCUUAGUUAUACAGACAGCAGCUGAUCGUCCAUUACUUGCACAAAGUCCACAAUCAAAUAGUCCUCAACCUCAGUCAGGUAUAGCAAGCCAAAGUGGCCGAGGUGCUAGUGUGAUGAAGGGGAUGCCUGCUUUUCCUGGCUCCCACGACCUGCGUUUCUGUCAGUUUGUUGCUGAUAGGAGCAAACACUUGUUGCAGCCGAUUCUGAAGCAUAAAAUCGACGGUAUUAGAAGGAUUUCAUCUCAUCCACUUUUACCAUUGUACUUAACUGGAUCACAAGAUGGAUCAGUCUCGUUAUGGGAAUGGGGUCACCAAACAGCUGUAGCAACACCAAGACCACCAGGUACAUUCGCUAAAGUUACUCGCGUACGUUUCUCUCAACAUGGUAACAAAUUUGGAGUGGCUGACUCCGAUGGACACUUAAGUUUAUUCCAAGUAGCUUGCAGAGAAGGAACAGCACGUCCGUUCUUCAAUUAUCAGUGCCAUAGUAAAGUAACAGCUGAUUUCGUCUUUCUUGGAGCAUGUAGUCUCGUAGCUACUGCAGGUCAUGGUUCCGAAGGGCGCAAUGUUGCACUUUGGGAUACAUUACUACCACAAAAUAAAUCUCUCAUACAAGGUUUUACGUGUCACGAACAAGGAGCUAGUUCUCUCGUAUUAGCACCACAACAUCAGUUGUUGAUAAGUGGUGGUAAAAAAGGAGAUAUCAAUAUAUUCGAUGUGCGACAAAGACAACAACGUCAUAGAUUCCAAGCACACGAAUCUGCUAUCAAAUGUUUAGCUUUGGAUCCACAUGAGGAAUUCUUUGUUAGCGGUGCCGGAGAUGGAGAUAUUAAAAUAUGGGGAUUAACCGUCCAUUGUCUUCUACACUCUUUUCCUGCAGAACAUCCACGAUCUAGUUUUUUCAAAAAUAUCGGACAGGGUGUUACACAAUUACACGUAGACUCAGCAGGACGUCUAUUUUCAUGUGGAGCAGAUGGUUCGAUGAAAGUUCGUCAGUUACCAGAGCGUGACUGCGUUGUACACGCAUUAUAUUAGAAAAUUUACAUUAAAAAUUGUGCUUCACAAAUAGGUAAAAUGAUGUGAAAUUUGUUUAUGCUUUAUGAGGAAUAGAGUGGACCAUUAAAGAUAACAGCAUAUGUUAUCUUAUAUUACACACGCGGGCAAUAUAUCUCUAUUGGAGUCAGUAACAUAUAUCAUUGCCAGUAUAUUACACCUCUGUUCAUAUGACCUGACAUAUGCAAGUGAAUUGGGUAUGCUGUAUCAAAAAUACAGCUAUAUAAAAUAUAUGUAUUAAAAACUAACAGUCUGAUCUUUAGAGAAAUUGUGCUAGUAUUGACAAAUGAUUUCUUCAGAAAGUUCCAUAAAAAUAUAAUCCCUAAGUAUAAUAUAUAUAUAUUUAUAAUUUUGCAAUAUACGCACACAUGUUGAUAGUGUGGCACAGUGUUUUAACAAAUUAAUAUGUGUUAUAGGAAAUAGUUCACAAUAUGAAAAAAUAAAAUGAAUUCCAUAUGGAAUCAUAUAAUAUAGUGUUGCCUAAAACCAAGGUUCUAGAAUCUAAUUACAUGAAAUUAUAAUUUUAGUUAGAUCAGAAAUUAGCUAGUUCUCAGCUUUGUUGUAAUAUCUUUGGUAUAAUUUGCUAUACCUUUAAAACAGUGUAUUUUCGCCAAAGUGUAUAUAUCAUAUGAUAAAACGUAAUUUAUUAUUAACAAUCAUUCCUUUCUCAUAUGAAAGUAAACUUAUUGAUUGAUUGAAUCUGUAAUCUAUACGAAUCACAAUAUUUUAAUGUAAGAUAUAAUUCUGUGGAAAUAGUUCUAUUCAAAGGAGAAGAAUCCUUUUGAAUUACAAAAUCUAAGCAAUCAUUUCCUGCAGAAUGUAUAGCUACCAAGUAUACAAUCAAUUGUACAUUAUUCAUAUGAACAUUGUUUAUAAUUACAUGGAAUGCGCAUUUUCCAAUAUAAAUUUUUUUUCUUUAUUUAGACAAAAUUAAUUGUUGAUGUCUUUCGUCUAUAGUACAUUAUAAAAUGAAAAAAUAUUAUUAUAUUCGUUAUAGUAGUGAUUAAGUAGAAAGUAAUCUGUGUAAAAAAAUCUCAUAUAAGAGAAAUAAUCUAUUAAAUGAUGAUGGUAAUGGAUGAUGAUGAUCAUGAUAAUGAUAAUGAUAAUGACGACGGAACAUAAAUUUCCAAGAAACAUGCAACGUGCAACUACAAUUUUGACUAGAUUAUACUAAAAGUCUUUAAAGGCAAAAAAAUGAAAUAAUCUAAAUAAGUUCAUUGAGAUGGAUGUUAUUUAUUCUCUGGAACGGAAUAUGCAGGUUCCUAUCAUUGAAUACUUAACCUAAUUUCAUACACAAUAAGCUGCGUUAAAACAUAAUACAAAUAAAAUCAUUAAACCAAUGUAAAAUUAAUUAUUAAUGACACAUUUAUUUCAGUCUUAAUAUACAUAUAUAUAUAUAUAUUAUAUGUAUGUAUAUUAUAUAUAUAUAUAUAUAUAUAUAUAUAUAUAUAUAUAUAUAUAUCUUAUUGAAUGUACACCAAUAUUUGGGAUUUGUUAUUGUUAUUACAUUGAAGCAGAAAGUAUAUAUUACGGCCAUAAUCACACACAUAUAUAAAUAUACCUUUAAUAUAUAAAAAUUAUUACGUGUUCCUGUACAAGGGAUUAUAAUCAAUUAUUUGUUAAAAAAGAAUUCCGAUAUUUCAUUAACUUAAACUUUCUUGUACAUGAUUCGUUGUACGAAAGUAAUCCAUUCUCAAAAAAAGUAUAUAAACAUUAGAAAUAUCCUACUUCUUUUAUUAUUGCGUGUAUCAUAUACAUUGCGUUCUAUGAUUUUAUUUAGCUUUCGAAUGUAUACGUUGUAUAUUAAUAUAUUAAAUAACAUAAUUAUAUGAGUUACUAUAUAGACAAUCGUUAUUAGAAUGUUGCUAAUGUUAUAUUGUAAUAUGUGAAUAAUCCAAAAAGUCAAAAGUAGUUUGUUAAUGAUUUUAAAUGUUUUCGAAUGUAUUACAUUAUUUGACUUAGGGCAUAUUUUUAAAUAAUUAACGUAUUCAGUAAUAAUCAAAUGCUACAAUCUCUUGUUGCUAAAUGGUACAGUUACAAUUAACUUGUAUGUGACUUUUUGAGCAAAAAUAAAGAAUGACUUUACCUUUUAUAA